Thrips palmi is the source of this 713-nucleotide messenger RNA. Its product is annotated as troponin C-like. The transcript has 6 exons. Bases 52 to 534 code for a protein of 160 amino acids. NCBI's taxonomy places the organism in Eukaryota, Metazoa, Arthropoda, Insecta, Thysanoptera, Thripidae. The record is from RefSeq and is a predicted model, not a curated record. Gene Ontology annotation, molecular function: calcium ion binding; enzyme regulator activity.
UCGAGACGGAGCGACACAGCGACGAGCAGCGAGCCGCGAGCCGAGCUCACCAUGUCCACCACCAUGGACCAGGAACAAGUCACCAGUAAGUAUAGGAAAUAUUUAAUGGACAUGCUGCGAAGAGCCUUCUCCAUGUUCGACUCAGCCAAAACAGGCUGCAUAGAGAGGGAGAAGGUGCACACAAUUCUCAACACUAUGGGCCAGGCCUUUGACGACAGAGAACUUGACCGAUACCUCACAGAACAGGACCUAGAAGGUACGGGAAAGCUAGACUUCGACGCGUUCUGCAAGGUAGCCAUUCACUUCCUGGACGAGGACGACGAGGCCCUGCAGAAGGAGCUGAAGGCCGCCUUUAGACUUUACGACAAAGAAGGAAACGGAUACAUCCCGAUUUCAUCCCUGCGGGAGAUCCUCAUCGCCCUGGAUGACCAGCUGACCCCUGACCAACUCAACGAAAUGAUUGCUGAAAUUGACACCGACGACUCCGGCACGGUAGACUUUGAUGAAUUUAUGGAGAUGAUGACUGGAGACUAAACAGCUACCGCCUAUUUAAUUUUAGGAAUAAUAAUAAAUAUUUAUUGGACUGAUCGUUUUAGCAUGGGGGUGGGUUUUUUCGUGAUAUAUGACUGUAUGUUUUGUGCAUUCGAUUGAAUGAAUACCAGUUGAUUAUCAAAUAAAUUAAUAUUUUCACAAUAAAUUGGUGGAAAAAUAAA